AUUGUGAGUCUGUGCGCUCUUGUGGUACAAAUGAUUAGCAUGUUUCGGCGAUAAACUGAAGAAUCCGUCAAAAAAAAAGCCGUCACACCAAAGCCAUGACAUAGGCAGCUUGCAAGAUGUUUUUUUUCAAAUGUCUGUGGAGGAGCUAACCGAAGAGGUCUCUAGCAGUUUAAAUAAGGACAGGCUGGCAGGCAUAGUAUCGCCGUCAAUGAUGCAGGGAUUUAAAACAGUUCAGACAGCUUGAAAGAAAAGCAUGUUGGCUUGCCCAGGUUUAGCCCUGCUCCUUUUCCUCAGUCCUUCCAACGCACAGCCAUGUCCUGUCGUUUGCAAGUGCACCUCUCUCGGCUCUUAUGGAUAUGAAGUGAACUGUAGCUCCACGGGUCUUACUGUGGUGCCAAUGCUACCUCCUCAUACCACCGAACUUUACCUGCAAAAUAACCUGCUCACAACAGUGCCUCACGGGAGACUGGACAAGCUUCAGCACCUCAACAAUGUCAACAUGUCCAACAACACCUGGGACUGCGGGUGCGACAUCAUCUACCUAAAGACCUGGUUGGAGGACCAGGAAGCCAUCUCUCUUGCAGACGUCAAGUGCUUCACCCCAGCUUCCCUUGCAGGGAAACCCCUGUCCCAAAUCACAGGCCACGACUUAGCCCAAUGCACUCAAAUCACGAAAUGCCCUGACUUUGUUUACAACGAUAUACUUCUAUUGCUUUCACUUUGCAUUCUCAUUAUCCUUCUCGCAUGGAGCCUUAAAACUACAAGGACAAUCACUUUUAUCUAUGACUUCAAUGCUAGGCAUGGAGACAUGGAGCUUCAGUCAUUAAAAUCCACGAAGCCCAAGCACAGGUGGAAGAGAUCCGAUGCCCUUUCCAAGGAAUUAUUGGAGGAGGAUGAAACGGAGACACCUUUAACAACGGAUAACAUGGAAAUCCUGAAUCCAAUAUUGCACAUCUUGCAAACCAAACACAACAUAAAACUUAAAGCUACAUGACAGGAAAUGAGCAAGACAAAUUAAAAUGUAUUAUUUUGGAAGGUCAAAAAAGGAGAAUUAAAAGAUUUUUAUGAACUAAUCAAUCAAUGAAGGAAGACACUGAGAAAUGCUGUUGCCAUGCAGUGCUUGCUCCCAAGUAUUUAAUGUUUUGAUUUGUCCAUUGGAACACCCAGUUAGAACUGUAAAUCUUACUUUUUUUUUUUUUGCCCCUCCCCCCUCAAACUUUCGAAAUGUUGUCUGUGUUGAAUUCUGUAUGUGGUAGUUCAUGCAUUUCUGAUGAAAUAAACAUUAAUCCUUCAGUGCUUUUGUGAAACACUUUACACAGCUCCCCUUCACAGAGACAGAGCACAAGUCGAAAGUGGGCAAAUUCAUUUGUGUGACUCCUCUUCCUUUCUGUAGUUCAGGAUACGUAAAUCUUUAAAUCAUACCGUCACGAACGCGAGUCGCAUCAUGUCAGCACCCUAACGUUUCAGUGUUGUUAACAUACGGUACCUUGAGGGAGUACCCGUUUAAAAAAAAAAAAAUACCAAGCUGCUGUGGAAAAACACCUCUACC
This is a messenger RNA of Acipenser ruthenus (sterlet), 1549 nucleotides long. Its product is annotated as platelet glycoprotein IX-like. Lineage: Eukaryota; Metazoa; Chordata; Actinopteri; Acipenseriformes; Acipenseridae. The record is from RefSeq and is a predicted model, not a curated record. Bases 254 to 994 code for a protein of 246 amino acids. The transcript is spliced from 2 exons.